Molecule: messenger RNA, 3133 nt
Organism: Nilaparvata lugens (brown planthopper)
Lineage: Eukaryota; Metazoa; Arthropoda; Insecta; Hemiptera; Delphacidae
Gene: Cpr50Cb
Product: pro-resilin
Exons: 4
Coding region: 167-790 (207 amino acids)
Cellular component (GO): extracellular matrix
Source: RefSeq, a predicted model, not a curated record
ACUUGCGAAGGUAACAGACCGCUUUUAACUCUUCUGCAGUUCGUUUGUGUUGUUCUUCUUUUCAAUAUUCUGGUUCGUUUUAUCAGUUUUUCCUAUUUCGGACUCUUUCUCGUGUGUGUUCAACGUGAACAUUUUUAGCUCGUGUCGAUACCAUAAAUUACUGGAGAUGUACAUUUUACAGAGUAUAUUAGCCGCCUGUCUACUGGCCCUGUGCACCGCCGAGCCCCCAGUCAACAACCAGUACCUGCCCCCCACUAGCAACGGCUACAACUACCCCUCGCCAAAUGUCCCCUUCCCCUCGCCACCAGCACCACAAACCCCUGGACCCUUCAGGCCUCCUCCACCCCCCGCACCUAGACCUCCUGCACCCCCAGCACCUCGUCCCACCUACGGAGUGCCCACUGGACCCCCAGCCCCACCCCGUCCCACUUACGGACCCCCUCAGACGCCCUUAGGUUCUAACAACAACAUCGAGACAGCGCAUUUGAACCAGCCUCACGUGCCGGGUAUGCCAUACGACUUCAACUACGCAGUCAAGGACGACUAUUACGGCACCGACUACUCGCACAACGCAGUCAGCGACGGCGACCAGGUGAAGGGAGAGUACCGUGUGCAGUUGCCAGACGGCCGUCUGCAGAUCGUCAGCUAUGUCGCCGACUGGGCCACCGGUUUCCACGCCGAUGUCAGAUACGAGGGACAGGCCUCCUACCCUGAAGCCAACAAGGGAGGUUACCCAGCAGCUGGAGCCCCUGCGGCCGCCUAUGGUCCCCCACCCAGCCAAGGAUACUAAGGACUAUCCUCGAGGAUCAACACCUUCCCUAAGGAUAUCUCAGCCUGCUCCCAAAUGCCUCAGCAACAUGGAAUUACUAGCACGGAUUUUCAAAAUUUGAAUUAAUAUUUCUGUUUUUAUUUUUCAAGUUAACUGUGUUGGACCAAGCGUGAUCAAAUUUAAUCCGGGAUUUGCACAGUGCCCAUAAAUUAUCAUCUGAUUUGGGCCAAGAUUGUUGAUCCCUGUUGGUACAAUCAGGUCGAAAUUCUUCGAGUCAAGUGAUUGCUUACUGAUGAGUUCCAACUGAAAGUUAAUCUAUGUUCAUUUUCUGAAUGCCCGAUAACUACUUCAUCCAUUUUAUAAACUCAAUUAUUUUAUGGCUCGUUGAAAUCCUAUUUCCACUUGCUAUGUCAAUAUCUAUUGAUUAAGUUGUCGAUCUUCGAUUGGGAAUAGAUUAUUGCUUUAAAUUGAAAACAAAUUAAUAAAUAAGUGAAGUGGCGUCUGUUGUACUGACAAUAUUUUCGUAGACUACAGUUGAUAUCAUUUUCAAGAUUCCAUUUUGUUUGGAUGAGAUAAAUUAUUUGUAAAUUCCAUAGAAGAAUUUCUACUAUAAUUUUGUUAAAUUUGUUAUGAUCGAUUCAUUUUGUGAAAUUGAAUCUUUUUUAUUUUGUAUUUAUCAAGAUGAUUCCUGUUGAUUGGAGUUGCCACUAAAAUUAGAGCAAGUAGUAGACACCUAUCAUAGCUUUGGGAGUAGUACUGAGAAACAUCGAUUUUUACCUGACAGAUAUUGUUUUGUUGUAAUUCAACUGGAGUAAAUCAUAAUUCACCACAGAAUAUUAUUUGGUCUCAGAAUUAAUGUGUGAGAGAAGGAGAGAACUAGGCCACUGCUCUGAAAUAACUUCACUUUUGAAAAGAGCAAGUAAAGACACAACAUAUCAAUCCACACUAAAUCUUUUGAACAUUUCGAAGGUAGAAAUUGAGUUUUCACAUUGGAUACGGUAAUUUUUCUGGAGACAUAAUAUUUCUAUGAGGAAUUAAGAUUUACUUGUUGAAUCACAAAUCACAAACAUGUAAAAUGUGGAUUCAAAUUUUGGCCAUUCCUAUUUCUCUCAAGCAGAAUUCUUGUAAAGAGUUGUAUAAAUUUUUACAAUUCCUGUAUAAGUUUUUUACAACUAUAUUAUAGGUUAGUAAUGAUAAUUAUUCUGCUCCGAAAGUUGGAGUAACUCAAGAAUGAUUAUAUCUGUGAAUAUUUUUUGUAUUAUUAUUUAUAAUAGAGAUUAGUCUAUGUGUUGUGCUCUCUAUGUUAUAUGUGUACAUAAUUUCCGUAAUCAAUUAUAUAAUAUGGUCUUAGCCUAAUAUGAGUAUUUUCCAAUGCUUGACUAGUAAGCCCUACAGCUUAACUCCAUCCCUUUAUUACCCUUGCCGUUUGAUAGAUUUCAUAUUCCUUAUAAUAUAUAUAAAAUUUCAGAUACUACCUGUUUCCUAUACAGAAUAAGGCGAACUAUAUAUUUGUUGCACCCUUCAGUCUGCUAGUGCUACCUGGUCGCGGGUUCGAAUCCCGCCGAAUUCCAUCGAAUAGGCAUGGACGUUUGAUCAUCCCAUAAAUCACCCUCGCACUUCCCAUUACCCACGCACAAGCAAAAACCUUAUGUGGGCAUCAUCCGCAAUAAAAAAAACUUUUAUCAGAAGUUCUUCAAUACGUUAGAUAGCCUACUUCCAAAAUAAAUUUAUUUAAUAUGGAUUUACUUUCAAUAAAUAUAACAAAUUGAAAUUAUAGCAAAUGUGUAAAUAUUCAUUAUUGCUUUAAGAUGAAGUAGGCCUACUUUUGAUACUGUAACUAUUACCGGAACUUUGAACUGUUGAACUGUGUUUACCAAUAGCUUACCAAUUAAAACUCAUAAUACGAAAAUAAACUUCCCUGGUGAUAGUAUAUAUCUUAGAGCAAAUCAAACCAGAUUUAACCAAUAAUUGUUAGUUGUCAAUAUCUUAAUUGAUAGACUAAAUAUUCUACCAGACUGACACAUCCACAAAGUUUCCAAGAGUUACCUCAGAAAGACUGAAGUUAAUUCAGUUUGAAUAAUUACCGUAAUCAACUGAAAAGGAAUCAAAACUUUAGACUACUCUCUGAUACCACUGAAGAAAUAUGUAUGUAAUAUAGUUGAAUAAAUCAUAUUUUUCUCUUUCAUGAUAGAAUUUUACCAUUUUAUUAUUGGUGCAAUAUCAUUAUUUUCAAUGAUAACAUUUUAGUUUGUAUAUGACAGUGUCGAACGAGCCAGUAUUUCUAUAAUAUAAGAGCAAGAAAUUUGAUAGAAAAUUAAUAAUGUGAAUUAAUUUGUACUGAAUAAAUGAAGUUAAUACUUGAAA